Molecule: messenger RNA, 4287 nt
Organism: Mya arenaria
Lineage: Eukaryota; Metazoa; Mollusca; Bivalvia; Myida; Myidae
Product: dual specificity calcium/calmodulin-dependent 3',5'-cyclic nucleotide phosphodiesterase 1C-like
Exons: 12
Coding region: 1-1626 (541 amino acids)
Biological process (GO): signal transduction
Molecular function (GO): 3',5'-cyclic-nucleotide phosphodiesterase activity
Source: RefSeq, a predicted model, not a curated record
AUGAAAAUAUACCGUCGUUUAUCAAGUUCCGCAGGGCUAAAUGUUCCGCCACAUGUACUUCUUAUUUUAAAGCACCUUGAUGAUUGGUCUUUCAACGUGUUCAACGUUAACAGUGCCUCAGAUGGUCAUGCUUUAAAAUAUGUCGGAUAUGAACUUCUGCAAAAAUAUGACUUGAUCACCAAGUUCAAGAUAAACAGUAGUGUGCUGGAUAGUUUUCUAUUAGCUAUAGAAGUUGGCUAUGGCAAGUACAAGAAUCCCUACCACAACCUUGUACAUGGAGGGGACAUCGCGCAGACUGUACAUACAAUCCUUUCUCAGAGCAAACUUGUGAACUGGUUAACAGACCUAGAAGUCUUCGCAACCAUUGUUGCAGCUCUGAUUCAUGAUUUUGAACAUACUGGUACUACCAAUAACUUCCACAUUCAGACCUCGUCCGAAGUAGCCCUGCUGUAUAAUGACCGGGCAGUGCUUGAGAACCACCAUGUGAGCUCAAGUUUCCGCAUCAUGAGUGUAGAUGAAAGCAAUAUUCUGUCCAAUCUAAGUAAAGAAGAGUACAGAGAGUUCCGAAACUUGGUAAUCGACAUGGUGCUAGCUACUGACAUGUCCUACCACUUCCAACAGAUCAAGAACAUGAAAAACCUCCUCAGUAUGCCAGAAAACAUAGACAAGUCAAAGGCACUGUCAUUGGUUUUACACUGCGCAGACAUCAGUCAUCCAGCCAAGGACUGGGAUAUACACAAGCGCUGGACUGAUCUCCUUAUUGAAGAGUUCUUCAGACAGGGAGACCGCGAGCAAGAACUAGGACUUCCAUUUUCUCCUCUCUGUGAUAGAAAAAAUACCCUGAUUGCUGAAUCUCAAAUAGGUUUCAUUGACUUCAUCGUUGAGCCAAGUUUCACAGUAAUGGGUGAUAUGUUGGACAAAAUUGUGACCCCACUGCGGAACCCAUCUCAAACCAGUGUCCAUGAUGACCCAAUUUCUGAAGAAGUGUUUGACAAGGACAAAAGUGUAUCACCAGCGUCAAGAACCUCAUCUAGAUCCUCUUCUGUUGGGAGGCCGUGGGCAGAAUGUUUGGCCCAAAACAAGUCACAGUGGAAGGCGAUUGCCGCCAGAGAUGCUGAGGAAAGGCAGAAAAAUCAGGAAAAUGCAGGCAAAACUGACGCAAUACCUGCAGAAGAAAAGAUGGAUGGACAAUCAAAAGUGGAAGAGAAAAAAGAAGCACUUAAUAGCACAGACAAUAAAACUGUCGAGAAUAAACAAAAAGGAAUUUCACGGCAAACGUCGACAUCCGGUCUUGAGCGUACAUCCCGUAUGACGUCAACAAGCGGUCUCUAUAACGUCACUGCGCGUCAGACGUCAACGGCAGGCAUCCCAAACAUUUCACGUCAGACUUCAACUACUGGCUUACUCGAGACUAUUGGGUUAACCUGUGAGGGCUUCUCUAUUUCACACAAAAAGGGCUAUGUUCAGAAACAUAUUUCCACCACUCUUGUCAGUGAAUCAGGUGGGGGGAUCGAUGAAGCAAACCAAAAUGAAUGUGACGUCAUAAAAACAAUGGAUGGAGGUAAUGACAUCAUGACUAGAAAUGAUUCCUCGGGAAGUGAAAUGGAAGAGGAGGCGUUUUGUUGAAAAGGUGAAGAUGGCGUAUAAUCAGGACAGCUUUAGCUUUGUAUAAGAUUAUCUAUUUCUCACAGAGACUGGUAUAUCAUCCAUAUGAGAUGUAUAUAUUUCAUACAUUCAUGAAUGUUGAUUGUCUUUUUCUUUUCAAAUCGAGCGCCUUGAUUGAUUGUAUCUAUUUUAGUUUGUUUUAAUCCCGAACAUUCAUAACCAAAUAUAAAGGUAUAGAUUCAACUAUUUUUCACAAAUUAAAGAACAGACAUACAUGUAUAAUUGAUGUAAAUGUGCACAUAACAAUCUGCUUAAUUUAAAUGAUGAGGAACUCAUUUGUUUUUAGACUGUCGGCUGCAAGCCGACAGUCUUUAGAGAUGCGGUAUUUCAGAAACGCGACUAGUCGCCUGACACGACAUAUUGAACAUGAAUAUAUUAAUACACACCACCUGCGUAGCAACAGAACUACUUACGUGAAUGUGGGGCGUCAAGUACCUGCUUAUGUGUAUUUAACGCGUUAUUGCCUUUUUUAUGACAAACAUUGCGUGUUACUCUUAGUAUAGUUGUACCGUUGCAAUUUGGUGAGUUUUAUUGAACAAAAUAAUGAAAAAUAAUGAAAGUAUAGCAAUUACAUACGAAGUCAUUUUACCCUACAUCCAAUAGUAAGCUACACCACAUGUUUGCACCCCGUGUGACGUCACACAUAUCCCGGCAUUCAAGACUGACCCGGCAAACCCCGGCAAAGAACUUAUUUCAUGAAUGAAAGCUAUUAAGAAAUAAAUCAUACGCGGUUAAAGAGUUCAUGUCAUGUAAUAUUUUGUGAAAUAGCUUUUAUGUUUCAAAUGAUUUUUUUUCAGCAGCAAUCGAACUAUUGUAUUUGUUUGAGUAAAUUAUUUGGAUUAUACCUAUCACAGUGUGUCAACGUUAUGCCUAUUGUUAUUUUGGACUAUAGGGUGUAGUUUUUAAUGUCAUACACAAUAUGGCGGCGAUUAUGCGGAAAUGAAAUUGUAUUUUACUUCGAACACGUUCUUCUACAAAAUAACCGACCUGUAUUUAGUGCUAUUGCUUUAACAUCAAUCGAAGCAAAAAUGGCAUCAAUGUAUGCGUCUAAAAAUGUUAAAUUUAGAUGGAGACAAUCCAGAAAUGAGCUGCCAGGAAGUGAUCGAUUUCGGACACGAAGGUACAUGUACAUUAGUCUGAAAUAAUAGACGUGUUAUACGGGAUUCUUCCAAUCCCUAACGUCUAUACGGUUUUGUGCAAAAAGCGGGGCUGUUUGAAAAAUAUUGAAAUUGUAUUAAGUGAAAUAUUUUAUGGUUGAAAUGGAUAAUAAAGUAAAGAUUUAUAUUCAUAUUUUACCAUGGAAGUGCAAAGCUAUUUUGCAAAAAAACAAGCAUUUAAUGCAUUAAAACACAUUAUUCACCUUUUCAUUAAAAGGAAAGUUGACUGACACAGACAACAAUUAUGCCAACUGGAACAACUUGACCCAAUCGUAAUAAUUUGGCCACCUUUGGUUACGGAAUUUAUAUAAAAUAACAUUAUCUGGUUAUAUUUCUUGCUUUUAUGAUAUGUUAUAGAUGCAAUAUGCCUUAACCCGGAAUCCCUAUCGGAAUAACUACCCACUUUUCGUACAAAACAAUUUGUACGUGAAGGAUUUGCUGUAUCAAAAAUCGUAAAAAAAUCUGUCAACGUACAAUUAUUACGACUAGAAGGUAAUCUAGCUGAUCUUCAUCUCUUAGUCUAAAUAUUUGUACGUUGACGGACUCUUUUUACGAUUAAAAAAAAAUGUAUAUAUAUAUAUAUGUAUAUAUAUAUGGCAAAUCCUUCACUACAACAUCUUCAUGUUACUUUCAAUUCAGAGUUGAUUAUUCACUAAAAUUAUUUCGCAUUUUUAAUUGUUGUUUAACCUGAAACGUCUCAACCAUCAAAAAAGAACAUAUAUGCUUCAAUAGUCUAAAAAAAUAGACGUGUUAUAUGGGAUUCUUCCAAUCCCUUACGUCUAAUCGGGUUUGUGCAAAACAGGGUGGGGGUUGAAAGAUAUUGAAAUCGUAUUUAGAUAAGUAUUAUACGUUUGAAAUAGAUAUUAAAGGUUUUAUAUUCGUAUUUUAGUUAUUACCAUGUAAGUGCAAAGAUUUUUUUCACAAAACAAGCAUUUAAUGCAUUUAAACACAACCAUUUUACAUCUAUGUAAAUAUAUGCACCGCAGUCUUGCAGGUGAUCUUCAUGUAUAACAGUUUAUAUCAUUAUGUUUUGACAGUAUGAAAUGAAGAAAAACACUCAUCAAACUCAUAAUAAUUCGUCAGCUUUUAUUUUUUGUGUACAUAACUCAUAUUUUAGAUAUAUAUAAUUAUCUGACCCAGAGUCCCAAUCGGAAUAGCUACUCACUUUUGGUACAAAAAAAUUGUAUGUGAAGGAUAUGCCAUUUCAAAAUUUGUAAAAAGAUCAGUUAAGUUACUAUUAUUUGGACUAGUGCUUCAAGUGUUUGAUUUAUUGACUCUAUAAUGUAUAAUGCACCUGUCAAUUGUAGAGCCAAGCUGGGAGCUGCCUAAAAAUCAGUUACCCGGUUAGCUCAGUUUGACAGAUCUCCAUGCAAGUGUUCACAUGGUCGUGGGUUCAAGCACCAUAUCAGUAGCAUCUUUUCUCAAAGGUUUACUUUAGAACCCAUCAUCCAGGAGUAAACAAUUA